Messenger RNA from Cynara cardunculus var. scolymus (artichoke), 1195 nucleotides. RefSeq names its product receptor-like protein kinase HERK 1. The record is from RefSeq and is a predicted model, not a curated record. The transcript has 3 exons. Gene Ontology annotation, molecular function: transmembrane receptor protein tyrosine kinase activity; ATP binding. Gene Ontology annotation, biological process: protein autophosphorylation. NCBI's taxonomy places the organism in Eukaryota, Viridiplantae, Streptophyta, Magnoliopsida, Asterales, Asteraceae. Gene Ontology annotation, cellular component: plasmodesma; plasma membrane. The annotation marks the transcript as partial.
AUGGAAAAAUUAGAACACCUAAAGAUUCCACUUCAGAAGAUAAGAGAAGCCACAAGCAACUUUGACAAAAAACAUUUCAUUGCCGAUGGUGCAUUUGGGAGUGUGUAUAAGGGGGUACUCUCAUGGUCUAAUAGUAAAAUCACCRUUGCUGUGAAGAGAUUAGAUCCUAAAUCUAAUCAAGGGGAUCAUGAAUUCUUGAUGGAAAUUACGAUGCUUUCAAGUUACAAACAUAAAAAUCUUGUCUCUCUUGUUGGUUUUUGUGACGAGGAAAAGGAAAAGGUACUUGUAUAUGUGCAUGAGAGCAAGGGAAGCCUUAACAAUUAUAUAUGUGACCUAAAUCUCACCUGGAAACAGCGACUCCAAAUAAGCAUUGGCGCUGCCCGCGGUUUAAAUUAUCUUCAUAAUGAUGUAGGACCACAACAUCGAGUCCUACAUCGAGACAUAAAGAGUGCAAACAUUCUACUAAACGAUGAAUGGGAAGCAAAAGUAUCUGAUUUGGGAUUAUCUAAAAUAAGUCCUGCACAUUUACAAUACACUUUUCUCGCUACCAAUGCUUGUGGUACAUUCGGCUAUAUGGAUCCAGUAUAUUAUAGGAGUGGAAUUCUAACAAAGGAAUCAGAUGUAUAUUCAUUUGGGGUGGUACUAUUUGAAAUCAUGUGUGGGAGGAUGGCACAUGAAGUUGGAAAAAUGUUUCUAGGUCCAUUGGCUGAAACUCGGUAUGAAGAGAACAAAUUGGAUGAGAUCAUUAAUUCCGAUUUGAGGAAGCAAAUGAAGUUGAAUGCUCUUAACACAUUCUCAGCUAUUGCAUAUCAAUGCUUGAAAAAUAAUCGAAGUGAACGUCCAACAAUGGCUCAAGUCAUUGAAAAACUUGAGAAUGCAUUUGAAAUUCAGGUUUCCUUCAAAACACCCGAAAUUGCAAGGGUUGGAACAUGGGGAAAUAAAGAUAUUGGAGAUUCCCAAAAUCAUUGGGAUUUCUUACUUGAAAAAGAUCAUAAGCUAAAGAUGAUAACUGUUGAUCAUGGUGAUCUUAUAUACUCUCUCACAUUCACUACUGAAUCAAAGGGUGUUUUGUAUACUUCUAACAAGGCUGGUGGUUGGAACGGUGGAGACACAGUUUCUAAGGUUAUGCUUGAAGACGACGAAGAAAUAAUUGACAUUAAUGGGACAGUUGGAGUAUCAAAGGGGCAAUAUAGUG